AUGGGCUUCCAGGAAACACGGCGUGAUGUGGAGCCGUCGUUCGCGCUCCCUCGCCCCGUUCCUGCCUCCCCGGGUCCGGCCUCACCGAGAGGAAGACAACAAGUCGAAGCCGAGGAAGAAGCGGCGUUUUGGGCAGUGAGGGAAACACCCGUUGGAGAUUCUGCUGAAGAAAAACAGAGCGGAAGCCGGCCUCGACCUUGGCAGACGAAUCGGCUGGCGGUCGGUCGCCCUUACCGGGGGAAACCGCCUCUCCGCGACAGCGCAGGCGGAGGCCUGGGGAACGAGGAAGACGGCGAGCAAGACAGGGGAGAAGAAGAGGAGGAAGGACAGCAGGAAACACACGAACUCGACAGACUGGAAUACGCUGUACAGGCGGCGGAGGCAGAGGAAGAAGAAGAAGAACGCGGGAAAGGCGCGGAGAAAGACGGAGAGGAAGAUGGAGAGGACGACGAGGAAGGAAGGGAGGAAGAUGGAGAGGACGACGAGGAAGGAAGGGAGGAAGAUGGAGAGGACGACGAGGAAGGAAGGGAGGAAGAUGGAGAGGACGACGAGGAAGGAAGGGAGGAAGAUGGAGAGGACGACGAGGAAGGAAGGGAGGAAGAUGGAGAGGACGACGAGGAAGGAAGGGAGGAAGAUGGAGAGGACGACGAGGAAGGAAGGGAGGAAGAUGGAGAGGACGACGAGGAAGGAAGGGUGGAAGAUGGAGAGGACGACGAGGAAGGAAGGGAGGAAGAUGGAGAGGACGACGAGGAAGGAAGGGAGGAAGAUGGGGAGGACGACGAGGAAGGAAGGGAGGAAGAUGGAGAGGACGACGAGGAAGGGAGGGAUGAAGAUGGGGAGGACGACGAGGAAGGAAGGGAGGAAGACGGAGAGUGGGGUUUGUCGUCAGCGCUGAGUUCCGAACAGGACGAAAGUGCAUGA
This is a messenger RNA of Neospora caninum, 921 nucleotides long. RefSeq lists its product as hypothetical. NCBI's taxonomy places the organism in Eukaryota, Apicomplexa, Conoidasida, Eucoccidiorida, Sarcocystidae. The transcript is spliced from 2 exons. The record is from RefSeq and is a predicted model, not a curated record. The coding region runs from base 1 to 921 and encodes 306 amino acids.